GGAGUGUCCUCAAGUUUCUGACCCCGCGUGAAACCGGGAGCCGUGCCCCACGGGCGGCCCGUCACGGGUGGGGCUUCCUCUCCCUGAUACCCCCGAGUGAGCUCGGUGACGUGACGUUUCCCGGUUGCAUGUCGGACGUAGCUGAAGAGGCCCCGUGGUGGAUGCGGUUUGAGAGAUGCGGCUUUAACGGCGGGCAGAGUAGUUGGUCCAGCUGCUCAUCCUCGGGAGGAGACUGACAUAACUGCGGGGGGUAAGCUGGCGUUAAACGGGAAAGUGGCUCCAAUGAAGUGUGUCUUUCUCAAAUACAGGCGUUGUAACCUGCCUCGGCGCCCUGCCUGUCGUUUUCGGUUUAGUAAGUGUUGCGUGUGCACGUUCAUGUUGAAGUCUGAACCAGACCUUGACGAGUCCUGUGAUCUCACAUCAGAGCCCGCUGUGUCUUCCCGUGGAGUUCCUCAUCCCCUGUCUUACAAGCCUGGAAUCGUGUCCCCUUUCAAGCGUGUCUUCCUCAAAGGAGAGAAGAGCAGAGAUAAGAAAGCCCACGAGAGGGUGGCCGAGCGGCGGCCCCUGCACACUGUGGUGCUGUCCCUGCCCGAGCGCGUGGAGCCUGACCGGCUGCUGAGCGACUACAUCGAGAAGGAGGUGAAGUACUUAGGUCAGUUAACAUCCAUCCCGGGCUACCUGAACCCGUCCAGCAGGACCGAGAUCCUGCACUUCAUAGACAAUGCAAAGAGAGCCCACCAGCUUCCUGGACACCUAACCCAGGAGCACGACGCAGUCAUCAGCCUGUCUGCUUACAACGUCAAGCUGGCCUGGAGGGAUGGGGAGGACACCAUCCUUAGGGUCCCCAUCCACGACAUCGCUGCAGUGUCCUAUGUGCGGGAUGACGCCUCGCACUUGGUGGUCCUGAAGACAGCCCAGGACCCCGGCAUCUCCCCUAGCCAGAGUCUGUGUGCAGAGAGCUCCAGAGGCCUCACUGCAGGCUCGUUGUCCGAGAGUGGAGUGGGGCCUGUGGAGGCCUGCUGCCUGGUGAUCCUGGCCACGGAGAGCAAGGUGGCGGCGGAGGAGCUGUGCUCCCUGCUCGGGCAGGUCUUCCAGAUUGUGUACACUGAGUCCACCAUCGAUUUCUUGGACAGAGCCAUAUUUGAUGGGGCCUCGACCCCCACCCACCACCUCUCCCUCCACAGCGACGACUCUUCCACUAAGGUGGACAUGAAGGAGCCAUAUGAGAUAGACGCCAGCACCUUCUCCUUCCCCGAGUGUGUGCCCACAGUGCCACAUGCCAAGACAGUCAGCGAGAGCGAGCUGAGUGCCACAGCCGCCGAGCUGCUGCAGGACUACAUGCUCACGCUGCGCACCAAGCUGUCCUCGCAGGAGAUCCAGCAGUUCGCGGCACUGCUGCACGAGUACCGCGACGGGGCCUCGGUGCAUGAGUUCUGCAUCAACCUGCGGCGGCUCUACGGGGACAGCCGCAAGUUCCUGCUGCUGGGUCUGCGGCCCUUCAUCCCCGAGAAGGACAGCCAGCACUUCGAGAACUUCCUCGAGACCAUCGGCGUGAAGGAUGGCCGCGGCAUCAUCACCGACAGCUUUGGCCGGUACAGGAGGGCCGUGAGCUCCACCUCCACCUCCACCUCCAAUGGGAAUAGGGCCGCGGGCAGCUCCGAUGACCAGUCCGCGCCCUCCGAGGGGGACGAGUGGGACCGCAUGAUCUCAGACAUCAGCAAUGACAUCGAGGCGCUGGGCUGCAGCAUGGACCAGGACUCAGCCUGACACGCUGGUGCCCGCGGCUGCCCUCCCCGUGCGGGCUGGGACUGGCUGGGCCUGGGUGCAGGGGCCUCUACUGUGAAGGAGACAGGGUGGGGCGGAGGCUGCCCCAGCCACCUGCAGCUGUGCCGGGAAGGGCCCUGCCCACCAGAGCCCGGACAGCUGUCAUUUUGCACAUGACGUUCCUACCGAAACUCUGAGAGACCUUAAAGGAAGUUUACUGCAAUGUGAAUAUUUAUCUCUG
Molecule: messenger RNA, 2005 nt
Organism: Miniopterus natalensis
Lineage: Eukaryota; Metazoa; Chordata; Mammalia; Chiroptera; Miniopteridae
Gene: CCM2
Product: CCM2 scaffold protein
Biological process (GO): heart development; vasculogenesis
Source: RefSeq, a predicted model, not a curated record